Messenger RNA from Trichoplusia ni (cabbage looper), 2797 nucleotides. RefSeq names its product probable protein phosphatase 2C T23F11.1. Gene Ontology annotation, biological process: protein dephosphorylation. The transcript is spliced from 8 exons. The record is from RefSeq and is a predicted model, not a curated record. NCBI's taxonomy places the organism in Eukaryota, Metazoa, Arthropoda, Insecta, Lepidoptera, Noctuidae. The coding region runs from base 144 to 1139 and encodes 331 amino acids. Gene Ontology annotation, molecular function: cation binding; protein serine/threonine phosphatase activity.
AUGAAACUUUUAUGUGACAAUUUUAGACUAAUACAGUUUUUUUUAAUAAAUUUGCAUUUUGUGCGGUAAAACACCAACAAACGAUAUUUUAUAUGUUACUCAAAUAACUUCUGUGAUAUACUUUGAUUAGAUAAUCUAAGAAAAUGAUGUUUGAAGCGUCCAAAAUAAUGAGAGUAAUGGGUCAAACCCUAUCAGAGCCAGUGACGGAGAAGCAAUCGUCGACAUGCCAGGACUCGCGGUACCUCGUCGGCUCGUCCUGCAUGCAGGGCUGGCGUGUCUCCAUGGACGACUCUCACACACACAUACUAUCGUUACCUGAGGAUCCUGGGACUGCUUACUUCGCUGUAUAUGACGGCCAUGGUGGUUCAAAUAUAGCUGAGUAUGCAGGCAAACAUCUGCACAAGUUCAUAACAGCACGGCCCGAGUACCACCUCGGUAAUAUAGAGGAGGCGCUCAAACAGGGUUUUCUAGAACUGGACCAGGCGAUGCUGGAGGAGGACAUGCUGCAGCAGAAGGUGGCGGGCAGCACGGCGGUCGUGGUGCUCAUCAAGGAAAACACACUGUACUGCGCGAACGUCGGCGACUCCAGAGCCAUAGCGAGCGUCCGGGGCGGGCAGGUGGAGGUGCUGUCAUACGACCACAAGCCGAACAACGAGGAGGAGAUGCGUCGCAUCACGGCGGGCGGCGGCUGGGUGCAGCUCAACCGCGUCAACGGGAACCUGGCGCUGUCCCGCGCGCUCGGAGACUACGUCUUCAAGCGGAACUACAGGCUGUCACCACAGGAACAGAUCGUCACAGCCUACCCAGACGUUCAAGUUCGGCAGCUAAACGAUGAUUGGGAGUUCAUUGUGAUCGCGUGCGACGGUAUCUGGGAAGUACUGUCCAACGAGGAGGUGAUCUCGUUCUGCCGCGUGCGGCUGCUGAGCGGCUGGGAGCCGGCGGGCGUGUGCGAGGCGCUCAUGCAGCGCUGCCUGGCGCCCAACUGCGCCACGGGCGGGCUCGGCUGCGACAACAUGACCGUGCUGCUCGUCUGCCUCGCGCCCUUCCCCCGGACCGACCCCGCCUCGGCAUUCAAGUGCCUGGACGCGACUCGUCCCAACAAGUACUGGACGUUGACGCCCUCCCGGCGGUUCUCUUAACUUUGCACACUACCCACCCCCCUUUGCACAAGUUUUAACUUCUAGUGUGUCUCUAAAACUGUGAUCUGUGCCCCUUAUAUAACUUGGUUGGUUUUUGUAGUUUUUUUUUUAACGUGUAUUUGUGUGUAUGGUGACACAAUGAUGCAUGUGUGAGUUGAAUAUGCUGUAUACAGCGUGUUUUUUUUUUAAAUCGUCUUCAAUAUAAAGUGUACUGGAAUGUGAUUUCCUCUGAUUUUAUUAAUCAAUUCAAUUUCAAUGUUAUUUCGUUUAUUUGGAUAGUGAAAGCUGUUGUAGAACAUGAUGUUAAACGUGAAUCGUGGUCAUUCGAUAUUUUACCUCGGUGUUGCCAGAAUAAUCUUUUUUUGCUCUGACAAUCGACCAAUAAAUGCUUAAGUUUAAUAUAAGAAGCUAAAAAUUAGAUAUUAUUUGUGUUAAUUUAUAAAAAUCAACCAAGUUAUAUUUAUAAAUAUCUGCGUAAUGUUUCUGUGAUUUUAUGAAUUUAAAUUUUUAAGUAUGUUAUGCAAGUGUUGAUUUUGUCGACCUGUAAGACUGAUGUGUGCCAUCGAUGCUGUGUCGAGACAGUGUCUUGUGGUUUUCAGUGACAUUACUGUGCGUAGUUUUAUGAUAAGCUCGUCACGCGGGAUUAUUGACGACUUUUGUGCGUUUAUGCCUCUACAAUAGUUGCCAGGUCUAAAGAGCCUGAUUGAAAGACAUCAUCACCCCAGCCUUUUCCCAACUAUGUUGAGAUCGGCUUCAAAUCUGACACGAUACAGCUAAUUACGAGUGUGCGAAUGCCCAUCUGACCUCCUCAACCCAAUUACCUGGGUAACACAAUACACCUUAGUUAGACUAGUUGUCAGACUAUCUAGCUUCCGACUACUAGUAAUACCCAUUCCUCCCUGAUUGAAGAUAUGACAAAAAUAUGACUCAGUCUAAUUUUAAGUAACUAUCUGUAAUCCAGUUAUAUCCCAAUUGUUUUAGUAUUUUUUGUUAGAAAACCGCCUAAUAAAUUGCCUUGCAACCUCGAAGAUUGACAAAUUGCCAACCCUAUCUUGCAUUCUCUCUAUGAAAAUGGUGUUUUACGUAUAGAGUCGGUACAAUCUGCUUUAAUAUUAUUACGAGCCCAUUUUUCCUGAUACUGGACGAACGCCGUCCUCCCAUCCUUCCAUUCUUUAAUGUGCGUAACGUACAAGAAUCUCAAGUUACCCGCGUGAUGUGCUUUUGUCAACAGUUUCCAAGCAGUGGUCUUUACCACUCUGUUCAGUUACCAAAUAUGUUGGCAGAAUAAAUUGGCAGGGUAUACGCAGAAUACCCAUCAAAUGAUUAACUUAGAUUUUUUACAGUUUUCGUUAAAUAAAAUGUUUACUUUGAACUAAUCUGCGUGCUGACUAUAAGCUUUUAAAGUCGGCCUACUUUUAAAGUACCUUUGUGGAAGCAAGACGCUGUUAUGCGUAGUGUAAUGCCCCGUCUUGCUUCCGAAAUAUCAUAAGUCCUGCUUCAAGCUGACGGUACAGGCACUGUUUGACGUCAAGUAACUGAAUCGAGUUUGAUAAGUCCGUUAUAUAUUACCAGUUUGUACAGAAUUUCUGUUAUAUUUUUUCAAAGUAAAACGAUCAAUUUUCUGUUUCGUUUUACCAUUAAAUGUUAGAGUAUUGACC